Phalacrocorax carbo (great cormorant) is the source of this 10348-nucleotide messenger RNA. The record is from RefSeq and is a predicted model, not a curated record. NCBI's taxonomy places the organism in Eukaryota, Metazoa, Chordata, Aves, Suliformes, Phalacrocoracidae.
AUGGAGAAAUAGUGUGUCUAAGAAAAGGCGUGUUUGUUGGUGUUUCUGAUGAAGUCUGUGAGAGUGAAGAAUCUGAUUUUGGUGACCGAUUUGUGUAUGCCAGAUUUUGAAGUGUGUGUACCGUGUGUACCAUGGACUUGUUCAGCACAUUGGCAAUGUGUGUUCACCUCUCCAGCUUUCAGCAAUUAUGCUCAAAAUAUUUUCUAUACUAAAAUGAUUUGACACUUUUUGCUUUUUUAAUAGAUUUGCCAGCAAGAAAGAAUACGUUUGUAACUUUUUAUUUACAUGUAAACUAUAUAAAUUAUACAAGCUAUAAUGUUCUGUCUUUUUUUAGCAGGGGCUGUCAAAAUUAGCCUAACUGGCAAGAUGGAGUUUUCUAGAAGCAGAUAAAAUGUUGAUACUGAGCUUUAAAAGAAAAAUACAGGCAAGGCAAUGUUCUGCAAGAUGAAUAAGGAAUGGCAAAUAGCAAAACUUAACCACGUGUUUCAUUAGCUUAGAGCUUGAAUACAGAAUGCUUUCAGGAAUGGGAUUUUUCAAAAUGGGACUUUUCCUGACUUAUGUUUUCACUAGGAAAAUUAUUUUUUUUGUAUUUUAUUCCCGUGUAGUAUGUUUAACUCACUGAAUGGUGGAAUAUUGGGUGAUAUGUAGUGCAAGUUAUGAUAUAUAUGAAAUAGGUAAGAACGAGAGGGAGCUAGAAAUGAUACAGACUCAAUACCAUUAGCUUGUCCUCGCUUCCUUCCUGGCAGUUCUUCUGCUGCGAGAACUUGUCUCUGUAGAUUAUUUUGUGAUUUUCUUUUUUUAAUUAUUCCUUGUAGUAAUAAAAUAACAGCAUGGAAUCAGAGGCACCCAGUGUAAGUAUGAUCAGAAGAAAAUGAUGGAGUUUGUUUACGUGAAAGGAAAAACUUUUUUUCAUGUUGGGAUGUUAUUGAAAAAAACAGAGUCACUAAAAAAUACUAGUUUAUCACAGCAAUGGAGACGUACAAUUCUUGCUGGAGCUUCCACUAGUUAAGAUUUUGAUGUCCAGAGCUGGUCUUUGAGGUGGAAAACUGGGGCUCAUUUCCUGGAGCCUUGGGCAAUGGGGAGGACAGUUAAUUUAAGAGCUGUGCAAAUGGUCCUGUGCAUAGAUAAGAUGAGAACAAAAGCUCACAUCUUAUGUUAAUGCUGGGGCUAACUUAAAUUUCUGGUUUGUGAGAGAGAAGGAUGCCAAGCAAAAAGCAUGGCCAUUAAGACUUCCGUCUGGGAUCUGAGAAACUUGAGUGAGUCCCUGGUUUUAAUCAGCUGUAUUUUUUGUUCAGACCAGGAACUUAAAUUAGGUCCUCUCAUGACCUACAUAGCUUCCUCGAGCAAGAGUGAUUCUUUUGUGUGGGGUAGUUCUGGAACGCAUCAAGGAGAUGAAAUGAGCAGUGCUCUGAUGAAUACUUAAUCCCUUGCAUGGGUCUGCUCUGUUAGGAGAGGUUGAGAAGAGUACCCUACAGCAGGCCUACAGUACUCAGUUUUGGAUAUUGGCGUGCCAAGGAAUUUAAUUACAUCUCCCCAGCCUGGUACCCUCAACAUCAGAAUAUAGAAUAAUAUGACACAGCUCACUUGCGUACUCUUUCUCUCUCUUGUUCAAAGCAUAUUGUGUUUUUUUUUGUUGUGGGAAAGGGGGAAAAUAAACAAGUAGUUUUGUGAAAUGGGAAAGUCAUUUCUUCAAAUCUCUAUUUUUGAGCAGGACAAGGGGGUUUCUCUUCUAGCAGAAGACCUUGUUGCACAAUUUAUAAGUCUGUCUGGCUCUUGAACCAGUGGUAUCUAUCUGCCUUUUCAGACCCUGAAAUAGCUUUUUAAAUGUCAAAAGUUUCUUUCUUUUUUAUUUUUCUUUUUUUUUUUUUUCCCAUAGUGGUUGGAUGUACCACUCCUGUCUCUUAAUUCCUAACCACUCAGUCUUAACGAUAUAGAUUUUUUCCAUCCAGUCUUAACGAUACAGAGUUGUUCUCUUUUCUUGAUGUACGUAGCUAACAGAGAUUCCAAGUCAUGGAAUCUAUUAGAAAUAAUUAAUAUUGAAGAGUAAAAUGGAAUUUAAGAAAGUGUGUGGUAAAAGAAGUCGCGUAUCAUUUAUGGUUACACUAAAAUAAUAAUUUGAUUUAUAGCAUUAUAUCCUAGAAAGAUAAUUCUGCAUAGGCCGCAACUUGAAUCUUAUUAGAAAACUCCUGUGUUAUAGAAAUGCGUUCCACAAAGAGUAGUUUCUGUAUUUAUCAGAUAAACAGUACACGUCACGGACUAAAGCUCUAAUUAAGGUUUCAAGACACUGAAAGGUAAGCACUCUAAUAAAUUCUAAAAUAAUUUUACUUUUCAUAUAUAGCAAAAUGGAAGAAUACUAAUAAAUAUAUAUUUAAUUUUCAGUUUUGUUUUGAUUUCACCUUGAAGUAUUAGAAACUUCUCAAAGAGCCUAUUUGAAACAAAAUUGUAACAACAUCAUUAAAGGGUGAAGGAGAAGAAUAGCAUGAGAGAGAACAAGAAAAACUGACAGCAACAGCAAUGUCUACAUUUCACAAAACCAAACAUGGCACAGCAAUGAAGAGACUGGAAGCAAACUGUGACACUAUGUCCGUCGACAUGAUAACUUUCGGUUUCAGUGCAGCUGGAGUCAGUGACUUCAUACUGAAAAAGAAUUUCAGGGAAGACGAAAAUGAGGAUGGGGAGGAAGAAGAAAAGGUCUUCCUCAAGCCUGUUAUUGAGGACAGAAAUAUGGAGCUGGCCCGAAAAUGCAGUGAAAUAAUAAGUGAUAUACACUAUAAAGAAGAGUUUAAAAAAUCUAAAGGCAAAUGCAUAUUUAUACCUGACACCCCACAGCUAAAACAUGUGAAAAGUCUUGGUGCUUUUAUUUCUGAGGUGAAGUAUAAAGGAGCUGCUAAGAAAGACCUUUGCAGUUCUCUUUAUCAGCAGAUGCCAGCCACAAUUGACAGUGUAUUUGCAAAAGAAUUAACACAACUUCAGAGCAAGGUGCUUUAUAAACAAAAACAUGAUGCAGAGAAAGGAACUUCAGAUUAUGCACAUAUGAAGGAGCCUCCGGAUAUCAAGCAUGCCAUGGAAGUCAAUAAAUACCAGAGUGACGUAUUCUAUAAGAAGGAUGUGCAAGAUACUCAUAGAUACACUGAAGUGCUGAACAGGCCAGACAUAAAGAUAGCAACAGAGAUAACAAAGAUAAUAAGUGAUGCUGAGUACAAGAAAGGAAGGGGAGAGAUGAAUAAGGAGCCUGCUGUGCUUGGAAGACCAGAUUUUGAACAUGCUAAAGGAGUUUCAAAACUGUUAAGCCAAGUGAAAUACAAAGAGCAGUUCAGUAAGGAAAUGAAGAGCCACCGGUACAAUCCUCUUGACAGUGCUUCCUUCAAGCAAGCACAGAUUGCAUCCACCUUGGCAAGUGAUGUGAAUUACAAGAAAGAUUUGGAAAGCCUACAUGAUCCAGCCUCUGAUCUACCAAACCUGCUAUAUUUAAACCAUGCUUUAAAUAUCAGCAAAAUGCAUAGCGAUUAUGAAUAUAAGAAAUCAUUUAAGCAAGGCAAGGGCUUCUAUCAUUUCACCCCGGAUACAGCUGAACAAAUCCAUCACAAAGAAAAUGCAGUGCUUCAAAGUCAGGUCAAGUACAAAGAGAAUUAUGAAAAAUGUAAAGGCAGAUCAAUGCUGGAGUUUGUGGAUACCCCAAUGUAUCAAGUUUCAAAGGAGGCUCAAAAGAUGCAAAGUGAGAAAAUGUAUCGCAAAGAUUUUGAAGAAGGGAUCAAGGGAAGACCCUCAAUGGAUUUAGACAAGACCCCAGAGUUCUUGCAUAUAAAAGAAGUCACUAGCCUUCUGAAAGAGAAAGAGUAUAGAAAAGAUUUGGAAGAAGGGAUGAAAGGAAAAGGAAUGACAGUGUUUGAAGAUACACCAGAUUUGAUUAGAGUGAAAAACGCAGCUCAGAUACUGAAUGAGAAACAGUACAAGAAAGACCUGGAAACUGAAAUUAAAGGAAAGGGCAUGCAAAUUGGUCCAGAUACUCCUGAGAUAAGACGAGCCAAGAAAGCUUCUGAAAUCGCAAGCAUGAAAGAAUACAAGAAAGACUUGGAGAAGAAGAUUAAAGGAAAGGGAGCAGGAGUGGGCAUGGAUACGCCUGAUAUACAACGAGCCAAAAAAGCUUCUGAAAUUGUAAGCCAGAAAGAAUAUAAAAAGGAUCUGGAGACUGAAAUUAUAGGAAAAGGGAUGCAAGUGGGCCCAUAUACUCCUGAAAUACAGCGGGUCAAAAGAGCUUCAGAAAUAGCAAGCCAGAAAAUGUACAAAGAUGAAGCAGAGAAGAUGCUCUGUAACUAUUCUGCUGUCCCAGACACUCCAGAGAUGGAAAGGAUGAAAAGUACUCAGAAAAACAUCAGUUCAGUGUUUUAUAAGAAGGAAGUAGGAGCUGGCACAGCUGUAAAAGAGACUCCAGAGAUUGAAAGAGUAAAGAAAAAUCAACAGAAUAUUAGUUCGAUUAAAUACAAAGAAGAAAUUCAGCAUGCAACAACUAUUUCUGAUCCACCUGAACUAAGGAGAGUUAAGGAAAACCAGAAGAAUAUUAGCAAUGUUCAGUACAAAGAACAGCUCUGCAAAGCUACACCCGUGAACGUCACCCCUGAGAUCGAAAGAGUCAAGAGGAAUCAAGAGAAUGUCAGCAUGGUUCACUACAGAGAGCAGCCUGGCAAAGCUACUGCUGUGAGUGUCACUCCUGAGAUAGAGAGAGUCAAGAAGAAUCAAGACAAUAUCAGCUCGGUCAAGUACAGCAGUGAUCAGAGGCAGAUGAAAGGUAGACGUAGUGUGCUUCUAGACACACCUGAGCUAAGGCAUGUCAAAGAAACACAAAACAACAUCUCAAUGGUAAAAUACCAUGAAGAUUUUGAGAGGACAAAGGGCAGAGGCUUCACCCCAGUGGUAGAUGAUCCUGUAACAGAGCGUGUGCGGAAAAACACCCAAAUUGUGAGUGAUGCAGCAUAUAAAGGUGUGCAUCCACAUAUUGUUGAAAUGGAUAGAAGACCUGGAAUAAUUGUUGAUCUUAAAGUUUGGCGCACAGAUCCUGGCUCCAUCUUCGACAUUGAUCCUCUGGAGGACAAUAUUCAGUCUAGGAGUCUGCAUAUGCUUUCUGAAAGAGCAAGCCGUUACAGUAAGCAGUAUUUACAUUCUACCAGUUUGGGAGAUUAUAAAUCAGAUGGCUCUGACACGAACCCUACCUUUUCUUACUGCAGUGAGAUAACAAGGCCAUCUGACGGAGAAGCCCCUGUUCUCCCUGGGGCAUAUCAGCAAAGCCAGUCCCAAGGAUAUGGGUACAUGCACCAGACCAGUAUGUCAUCCAUGAGGUCCAUGCAUUCACAGCCUCAUUCAGCAGGUCUGAGAACAUACAGAGCUAUGUAUGACUACAGUGCUCAAGACGAAGAUGAAGUUUCCUUCAGGGAUGGUGAUUAUAUCAUCAAUGUGCAACCAAUUGAUGAUGGCUGGAUGUAUGGUACUGUUCAGAGAACUGGGAAAACUGGAAUGCUUCCAGCAAAUUAUAUUGAGUUUGUUAACUAAUUUUUGUCUCUAGUCCUUUGAGCUUUAUUAUGAUUUACUCAAAAUCUAACCUUUUAGAGAAAAUCAGAAAAAUCUUUUAAGAGUACAUGUUCAUUACUUUAUCACUACUAUAACAGUCUGCAUUCUCACUCAGAAUCCAAUUUAGUCCUUUAAAGUAAAGAUAAAUGAUCAACAAGAAGCUCAGAGCUUUGAAAACAGCAUUGCUAAUAAUAAUGUUCCCUCAAAAUGAAAAACAUAUAUGGAAGCCUGGUGCUACCAAUCCUAUAAAGAUUUCAGUCAAUUAGCUAUAAAGGGGAUAUACCUUUUCCCUACACCUCAAAGAUAUUCUUUCUCUUCAUAAUAACAACCAUAAAAUCAAUUCACUUCUUAUGCCACUCUGAAGUCACAGGAGGUUUAACACACUGAGUUUGAACACAUCUUCAAAUUAUCACGGAGGUGUUUAAUGUUUGAGCAGUUAGCAUCCCAAGAAAAAUAAAAAUGUUGAGUAGGUAAUUCAAUCUCUUGAAAUAAUGACAAGUAAUAUACUAGUAAAAAAACCCCACAAAUAAAAAACCCUACUGCCCAGCAUCCUUGCAGUAAACAGGUCUAUUUUGACAGCAAAAAUAUCCUGACUUUUGCAUACCCACAUUUAUUUCUGGAUUUACCCAUUUUCUCUUAUUUCCAACAGUGACCUCUUCUAUCAGCUUUGCUUGCGUCCCAGUCCGUCAGUUAGAUCCAUGCCUGGAUUCAUGGUUCCUUGGUAUCUUUUCCACAGAAAAUUCCUUGCAAAGACUAUCUAGAAUAUAAAAGCUGUCAACUCUUCUGUUUCCUUCUAAUAAUACUUAGCAUUUAAAUAGAAACCUCCACUAGGGCAAUGUACAACCAAUACUCCAUGUUAGUUCCUUUACCUUCACCUGUACUGCUGUAAAUAAAUAGCCUGUAUGAGGCCCCAGUGCUGUGCAGUCACACAAAGCCUGCAGUCACAUCCCUCCUUCUUCACAGGUAACUCGCUUAAUGGCUGCUUUGCUGAUGAGCUAAUGUACCUACCCCUGCUGCAGAAAUACUUGCACCUCCACUGAGGAGUGGAGGAGAGCUCUGGUUAUUGUAGUGCAUUUCAGCUCAAUGGCCUGUUGCUUCAGUUUCCUCCAAAAAUCUUGGUGAUCCAACAGUGGGUUGUACGCUUGUGAAAUGAUUAAUGAUGGAGUAAUAUUAUGUUUUCUUUUAAUGACUUAGUCUUUCUCAUAACUGACACCGAAGGGAAAACUAACCAAACAGAAGUCCAACAUACUCUAUGCCAUCAUGCUUCAGUUUAGCUAUCUGUAGAAGACAGUAAAAGUAUUUUGCUGACAAACCUUCACAUACGCUAUUUGGUGUCCACUAACUUAUGAUCAGAACUGAGAGAUCCAAGCCUCAGUCUGUGAGGCUGAGGAGAGGAUCAAAUAACUGGUGACAAAAUGGACCUGUAAAAGGGACUGUGUCAGCAAGCUUGGGUCAAAGGGAAGUUGCUUUUGCUUUGAUUGGGUGCCAGGAGAGUGGUGUGUUCCCUCCCAGGUAAAAACUGGCAGGAAGGACAAAAGAGUUAAAGAUUCACAUGGGAACUUACUCAUGUGGAUGCCUACAUGUGUAAAGAAGAAAAUGUUUUUGCUGAUAGUAUAAUUUGUGGUGUUCAGCCAUGUGCUAGAGAAGUUAAUUUUGUAGUAGCUCUCAGAAUGUUGAGCCUGUGCUGGCUUUCUUCCAUUUCUGAAAUUUUUAAAGUAGAAUUAAAUAUAGAGUUUAUAAAAAAUUUUGUAUUUCUCAUUUCACAAAGUAAGCAAGCCUGCAAUAUCUAUUUAAAGAAUAAAGAAGGAAGGCAGUAUGGAUUUGUUAUGUCAGCUGAAAGUUGUUGAUGAAAAUACCUGCUAGUUUAACUUUUGCAUACCAUUAGGAAUUGGAAAGCUUAUGCAAAUAUUUUAGGUGUUGCUAACACAGGGCUGAUCCCAGCUGCCAAGCAGGGUGGAAUGAAUGCAUUAAAAAGAAAAAAAAAAAUUUAAAAUGUCCAUGAUUGGAAUUGCCUGUGCUUUCUUGUCAGCUGCCUUGAAAUUAUUCAAGGCUAAAGCUGACGGGGAGCAUCUAACUUCAAAAAACGUGGUUUAAAACCAGGGAUGUGAUACUGUAAAUAUGCAAACUGUAUGGGUGACACUGCUGUCAUUUAAAAUUCUUGAAAGUUUUGCAUACACAUCUUCUGCUACAACAGACCCUUGUGCGUUACUGGUAAAUGCCACAUUAAAUUAGCAAGCUUUGUAAGUCAAAUGGCUUUUUCAAAAGGCUGAUGUGGUAAGCUGGGCUAGAAGCUCUGAAACAAGCAGCCUGCUUCUGUGUUGGUUUUCAUCAUCAGCCAUCAACCUCAAGGAGAGGAAUCCCAUCUUAUGAUGGCUGGCAAAUUUUUCGACGAUGCCUGAGGCAGAAUUGGCUAUCACUUGCUGCUGUGCUGCUCUAUUAGCUGUGUAAUGCUGACAACAAUAAACACAAGUUGUCAGUUUGUUAAUCAGAUGGGAAUAAAAAGAAAUAUAGGGAAUAGAUAUAUUGCAUCAAGUUGCAAUUUUUAGUGACUUACAAAAAAGAAAGUCUCCACCUAUAAAUACACUAGCCUUCUUCCUAAGUGAGGAGAUGGCUUGCAGCGUUGAACACUGUAUGCAUAGUGGAAAGUAAAUCAGAAAAUGAGCAUUUGAUGACAUUAGAGGACUAUCUUAUGCUAAACAAUGGAAAUAAAAUUUACUUUAUGAUUUUUGAAUAUUCAUUAGCCUGGCAAAGCAGCUAAAGCAAUUUGCAAAAUAAAAAAGGUCAAGAAAACAAAACAGUAUGUGAAUUGUAUUUCUCUUGAGAACGGUAUGUCAGCAGAAUUAUCAAGAUCUGUGUUAAGUUAGUUAUUCAUGCAGUCAGGUUUUUAUGUUGUAUAUGGUUAGUAAUUCGUGUUCAUACAGAGUGGUUUCUGCUUUUUGAUAUAAAACAAACUUUAGUGUCAUUAUGCAGCUUUGUUCUAAGCAAUGUAUCAAAGGCCCAAAAUUAUCAGACUGCAAUUAUAAAAAUGUUUUUAAGGUCUAAAAUUGUAAGGUAGGGAAAGUAAGUCGGCAACUAAAUUGUGCCAGCACAGGUUUUACAAGGCAUCUCUUGGAGCCUGGUACAUGCAGUGGAAUAUAGGGGUGAACAGAUGUUAUAUGCUGUCUUGUCACCUUUAAAGUAUAUAUUCCUUUUUAACACAGCAUGUUUCCCUCACUGUACUUUCUUCCUGUAGACAACAUUUUUCUGGGGAAAGGAAAAGACUUUUAAGGAUCCAAAUUUCCAAAGGUGUUCCAAAGUUCAAGUUGGAAGUUCAUACAUUCCCAUUUUAAGCAUUUUAGAAAUAAAGAAGAUACAAUGUGCUGUAAUUCCUGUUAACAUGAGUAUAAAUGUAGAAAACAACAUAGAGCAUAUUCAUACAUAUAUACAAGAACUAAUAGGUGCCUUGCUUUUCAUUACUCUUUCUUGCCUGGCUAAUCUUCAUUUUCUAAACAAAGCUACUUACAGAUACUGCAGUUGUAAUUUUUCAUUAUGGAACAUUAGCAUUUAAUCUUGAUGAAACAGGGUUUUCUUGAUUACAUCUGACAUAGCAUAAACCACUUCAGCAGAUUGGGAUUUGACAGAAAAUCACCUCCCAUGGAUUAUAUUUUUGACAAAUGUGUCCCUACCGAGUGUUCCUUGGUGAUAUGGAAGGUCUCCAAUACUUGGGAAAGGUAAUAAUUCUAGUUUUUAUUGUACAGUGAUUGCAUGUCAUCUUGUACAAUGAAAAAGAAAUGACAAAUGCAGAAGUGUUUGGCAGAAAGUGGUACAGGGUAUAAAAUGUUAUAUUUUAAUUAUGUUGAUUAAUACUCCAUUUAAAAUACAGAAUAUGCUUAAGUUAGUAAAUGUUUAAAUAAUAUACUGAAACAGACAAAAGAUGCUGUUGAAAGAAGAUCUCCAAACUGAUGUGCUGGCAAAUGCAAAGUACUGGUGAGCUGUAGAAGAAUAAACCCUUUUGCAAUGCUUUAGUGAUUUUUCUCCAGCUUUAUGCCAUAGGAACCCCAUCUCUCCUUUUGAAAGGAAACCCGAAAGCUGUAUUUCCUAAACUGCCUGCACUACAACAGUAUAUUCAAAGGAAUUUCAUAUGCUUCUUGUGUCUGAUAAAUAGAAUUUGCAUAUUGUACUUCAGUUGUAAUCCAGUUGUUGUUGAAAUUUGUUUAAUUAUUAUUAUUUUAGGGGGGAAAAUAAGCUAUACUGUAGCAUUUCAAUCAUGUGUAUUUAAUAUUACUAUUAGAAAUUGCUAGACCAUUGGAAGACAGCAAUGACUGUAUUGACAUUGAUUAGCAUGAUGUGGAAACCCUCUCAGCUGUUGGUUUUUGCAGUGUGAUAUAAAAAGCAAAAAUGAACCGCUGUGCAGUUUGGCUUAUGUUUGCUUUGAAGUGUGUAAAGUUUUAGUUAUUUUGCAAAACUGUACUGUAUUUGGGAGUAUACAGUUAUGAAGGUAACAAUUGUUUUUCAAAGGACAGAUAUACUUACUCUUGGAUCAUAUGAUGUAUCAUCUUAAUUUGGCUUUUGUUAUGCAGAAAGUUAACACCAGCUAUUAAAAUAUAUUUUAGUAGAAAUGCUUUAAUUCCUGUUUCUUCCUCUACACUGUGAAUAUUUAAGCCUUGGUGGACUAGAGCAACAUCAUGCUGCCCAAAGUACUAACCUAUGCAAACUAGUUCACAUUUCAGUUGAUGUCACAGUGGAUGUAACAUAACAGUUUAUUUUGCAUAACAUUAAACGUCAUUCAAAUAAAAUAUUAAACCCA